AUGUCUGGACACAACACAACCAGUCUUCGGCGUCGAACGAAGACACGCAGCAACAUGAAGCUCUCGGUUGUAUUGGUCGUCUCACUGGCCGUAGUGGCCUUAGCAAGCGAGGAGAAAGGUGCCACAAAACAAGCGGCCGCCGAAGAUAAGAAGCAGGAGAAACGCGGUAUCUUCGAUAUUGGUUCUUAUGGCGGCGGCUCCGGCCAUGGAAGUUACAGCUAUAGUGGCGGUGAAGGAGGCCAAAGUGGUCACGGAAGCUACAGCUAUAGCAACGGAGGUGGUGAUGGAGGUCAAAGCUUCAGCAGCAACGAAGGAUACAGCUACGGUGGUCAAGGGGGCGGACACGGUUUCGGAGGUCAAGAGGGCCAAAACCUUGGAGGCCAUGGAGGCGGUGAAUUCAGUUCUGGCGAUUCAUGGACACCGAUAUCCAGCGGAAGCAACGAGGGUCAUCACCACGAACACGUCAAGACCAUCGAGGUAGUGAAGAAAGUGCCCGUACCUUACACCGUAGAGAAACACGUUCCCUACACCGUCGAGAAGAAAGUUCCCUAUGAAGUCAAAGUGCCCUAUCCUCAGCCCUAUACCGUUGAGAAGAAAGUACCUUACCCCGUCAAGGAGUACGUCAAAUACCCCGUCUAUGUGCCCGAACCUUACGAAGUAGAGAAGAAGGUCCCAUAUGAAGUGAAAGUACCAGUUGACAAGCCUUACGAAGUCAAAGUUAAAGUGCCCACUCCUUACACCGUUGAGAAGAAAGUGCCCUACGAAGUUAAAGUACCCGUUCCUCAGCCCUACACCGUUGAGAAGAAGGUACCCGUACCAGUUAAAUACGAAGUCAAAGUACCCCAACCCUACGAAGUAAUCAAGAAGGUACCUUACGAAGUGAAAGUUCCAGUCGAUAGGCCAUACCACGUAUACGUGCCUAAACCUUACCCAGUAACUGUCGAGAAGCCGUACCCAGUAACUGUUCACAAACACGUGCCCUAUGAAGUCAAAGUCCCUGUUGACAGGCCAUACAAGGUCGAAGUUGAGAAGCCCUACCCAGUUCAUGUUAAGGUGCCAGUUCCUCAGCCCUACGACGUGUACAAGAAGGUUCCCUAUACCGUCGAGAAGGGAGUGCCCUACGAAGUCAAAGUACCUAUUGACAAGCCUUACCCCGUAUACAAGAACGUUGGAGUUCCUUUAGUCAAAGAGGUGCCUUAUCCCGUUAAGGAGCAUUAUCCUAUUUACCUUAAAAAGGAAGAGGAGCAUCACGGGCACCAUGGCUGGCACUGA
Messenger RNA from Parnassius apollo (apollo), 1272 nucleotides. The record is from the annotation of a GenBank genome assembly. NCBI's taxonomy places the organism in Eukaryota, Metazoa, Arthropoda, Insecta, Lepidoptera, Papilionidae.